AUGAUGGAGAGGGCCAGGAGGGAAGCUCCUCCCAAUAUCACAAUUGGAGAGCUUCACUCGCUACUGGAGGCCACCUUUGGUAGUCAGUGGACGCAAGAUGAAGAAGACGAGCUCGAUAGAGCUAUGAACGAUGACCCGGUCGUCGCCGCGUUACUGGAUCUCAGUACCGGCAGACACGGGGGUCUUUGGAAGGCGACGCUGUAUUCCGUGCGAGAGACACCUGAUCGCCGGAUGUCGGCGCCCCUGCGAGUUAGCACUCGUCAGCACAAGGCGCUGCCUCAACACGGCAACAUGCGUAAUCCGAACAUGAACCAGAUGUACUGCACCCAUCUGAUCCUUCUUGUCAGCCAUCCCAUUUGGGAGAGGGACAUUCAAGCUCUACGACAGACUAUCGCGUUUGCCGUCGCCUGCCAGACCAAAGACCAACGACCUUGGAACUUUGAGAACAUGGUGGGAGGCUCGGUCCUCGCAGAGUUUGGACGACAGGCCCCGGCCUCGGAUGGUUCUCGAACGAUUGCUUCGCUGUUUCGUCAGGUCAGCAAUGCGGCCGUGGGAGAGAAACCGCCGCUAGUCCUGCUCAUGGACGAGUUGGCGGGUGACGGGGACGACGACGUCGAAGAAGGGGACUUUGAUGAUGAAGCCGAGGUAGAGUACGAGGUGCAGCUCCGCCACUCGGCGAGCGUCAUCAAGGUUCUCGACAUCCUCGUGCCCAGAUUCAAAUCGUCUCACACUACGAGCGACUGGCCUGCAAAGCAAGGACUGGCCAACGGGCCUCCCGAGUCGUUGUCUAUCCCGCCGACACGUUUCAGCGAAGAACAUGCCGUCGAAGUCCCCGAGAACCCUCCCCCAACACAACACCCGCAGACCGAACGGAUGAGGACUGUGGAGCCCAUAGAGCGCUUGCCGCCACGCCAGGGUUCUCUCCAUCUCCAGACUCCAGCGCGAACGGCCAUCCCGCCCGAGGAGGCGUCCAUCGCGGCGGCUGCGCCUGCUGCGAGGCCUGCGAAGCGGAAGGCUGCGUCUUCUGUGAGGCCUGCGAGGCCCCCGAAGCGAGCUUACAAGAAGAAGUACACCGCGACGAACAGGACUGUCGCAGCACGGCUGGUGGCUGGUCCGAACGCCGAGUCGCACGAGUCGCACGAGUCGCACGAGUCGAAUGACUUGGGCGACUCGGGCGACUCAGGUGACUCGAUGGGCUCCCCAGCCGAUGUGCCUGAGAGCGAGGAGGGUAGUUGGCUUUCGUCUCUCGGUGCUGAAGUGCUACAAGCUGCCCAGUCUGCUGCUAGGGCUGCGGCUGAAGUGUCUACAAGCGUUGGAACGGGAGAAGCGCGGUAUCCGGCAUCGUCCUUCUCCGAUAGCUCACCCCCCGUGACUGCUAUGCCGGAACGGAUGCGCUUCCAGUAUACGGGAGGACAGCAGGUAUCGGAACUGGGCAGAGAUCAGAUACCCAACCACCGUGACUUGAUGGCGUUUUUCAAUCCUGCCCAGCAUGAUUAUAUGGCGGUGUUGCUAGCAGACCCUCAAUCCAAUUUUUUUUUAUUUUAG
Molecule: messenger RNA, 1545 nt
Organism: Verticillium dahliae VdLs.17
Lineage: Eukaryota; Fungi; Ascomycota; Sordariomycetes; Glomerellales; Plectosphaerellaceae
Exons: 2
Coding region: 1-1545 (514 amino acids)
Source: RefSeq, a predicted model, not a curated record